CCCGGGAGAUUCUACGUUUUCUUAUGCUUAAUUGAUCUACCCAUCGAAAGAGAUCGAAACACAUUUUUUGAUCCCUGGGCGGAGGAAUUCGGAAAAACUCAAUUCUGCUUUCAUUCGAUCGGAUGGUUUCCUUCAAUUGAAUUCGUCGAUACGAUACGAUACGAUACUCACGUUUAUUCAAUUGCAAAUUCCCACUUUCUGUGUUGUCUCCGCUGAUCCGAUUUCUAAUUUGAUCGAGCUAGGGCUAAUCCACCAAAGGAUUUCACUGUUUCGUUGAUCGCUGGGGUUGUUUUUAGGAGGGUUUGUGUACCUUGAUUGAUUUUGAGGGUUUGUUGAUUGCAAUGUUACAAAGGGGCUAGGGUUAAGUCUAGGGUUUUGAGGUGAGGAUUGAACAUAUAGUUAUGGAGGAGUCUGAACUUGAAGAAGGAGAGGCUUGCUCUUACAAUAUUACUAACGAAUACGCUGGAAGCAUAGACCCUGACAACGAUCUCUCUUACAUUGAUGAGAAGCUUCAACACAUCCUUGGACACUUCCAGAAAGACUUUGAGGGCGGUGUUUCAGCUGAGAAUCUUGGGGCGAAAUAUGGUGGCUAUGGCUCUUUCUUACCAACUUAUCAACGAUCUCCUGUUUGGUCUCACCCGAAGACACCAGCAAAACCUCAGAGUUCUACAGGGACUAGAUCUCCCAACAACUUACUAGGGGAGUCCCAGAGUGGCAAUGCAGCUUCGUCUAGUGUUCCUAAAAAGGCAAAAUCUGGGCUUGCUUCCUCUGGAAACCCCAAAAAAUCAGUGAAAUCCAAGAAACCCAGUUCCAGUGCCAGAAUGGAAUCUGCAACUAAGAAACCUGGUGUCUUUAGUAAACAGAAUUCUCUGAAGCUUCGGAUAAAGAUGGUACCAGAUGGUUUAUCUACCGAAAAGAAUGCUGCUGCGAUAUACAGUGGCCUUGGGCUUGAUGUAUCACCUUCUUUGUCCUUAGAUAAUAAUAGUCUUUCAGGUAGUGAAGGGAUGAAUGGGGAGCCUCAGGGUUAUUCUCCAAUGGAGUCUCCCACCAGUAUUCUGAAUGUAAUGACUUCACUUCCUGUGGAUCAUCGUCAGUUGCUAUCUCCUCUCUCUGAUGAUCUGAUUCGAUUCAUUACAAGGGAAAAAUCCGAAAAGGGAUAUAAGUAUACAUCUCCAUCCAGGCUUUUCACUGAGAGUUCUUCUGCUAUGGCGAACGAUUUGGAACCUCAGAAGGCUGGAGAAAAACCAUCAGUAGAGAAGAAAAAAAAGAUGGUGGAGAGGAGCAGCUUUUCUGCAGAGACAAAUGUCCGCAGUAAGAAGGGCCUGUUUGAUGCAACUGAUGCCACUGUCAAGGAGUCAGUGGAAACAAACACAUCAUAUCCUACUGCUGCGGAGAAAGAAACAGCCAGUAGUAAAUUAUUUGAUGCAUCCAAGGAAAACUACAAUGGCACUGUUAGGGGAGAAAUGGUGGGUGAUGUCGACAGAAGGUUGUGGGGUCUAACUCGUCAUAAAGAUCUUGGGGCGCAUCAUGAGAAUCCAAAGACUAUUUCUGCUGGAAGUGUUCGGGAAGAUAAAAAGGCUAAAUUUGGUGAUGAUGAGGCUUCAGGACACCCAAGGAAAGUUGGCAAAUACAAAGGAAGCAAAGCUUCUGAUUCAGUCAAAAAAGAAUCGAGUGCGUCAAAGGUGAAAAGUGGUCAUAAAGUGGAGCCAGAACAUCCUUUGAGAAAGCAGAAGUAUGACCAGAUAGAACAGGAGCCACCGUCUUCAACAAAGGUCAAGGAACAGCAAACCUCUGUUGUUUUUGAGACUAAGCUGAAUGGUCAAGCUGAGAAGAAGGAAGUGGUAGUCUUGAAACCACAAAGUGAUAGCAAAAAGGCCGAGGACACUUACAAAGACUUUUUUGGAGACAUAGGGGACUCUGAAGAAGAAGAGGAACAGAAUUGUUCGUUGGACGUAAAAGAUUUGCGGAUUUCAGAAAAGGGACUUCCGCCCUUAGAAGAUAUGCCUGACAAAUCGAGCUUCCCACUGGUAGAACCUCAGAACGUUGGUCCUGAACCCAUGUUGAGAAAACUUGGUUCUGAUGCUUCUCUUCCGAAAGCAAAUCCCGUGAUCAUACAAGAACAUUGGGUUGCUUGUGACAAGUGUGGAAAGUGGCGGCUUCUUCCUUUUGGCGUCGUCCCAGAAGACCUUCCUGAGAAAUGGAUGUGCACAAUGCUUAAUUGGCUGCCUGGAGUGAACUAUUGCAAUGUUCCUGAAGAUGAAACAACGAAGGCACUGUAUGCAAUGUAUCAGAUCCCUGUCCCUGAGAGCCAGGCUUCAAUGCAGAGUAAUCCCAGUGGCCCUAAGCCUCAGUUUAACCAGGGAGAUGACAACACAAAGAAGAAGAAAAAGGGUUUUAAAAAGAUAGACAAUGGAAUGUAUAAAGAAGGUUCUCGAACUGCCGAAACUAACAAGACCAUCCAAACAUCGUCAAGAAAUGGUAUUCAAAAUUCGCAUGGACUUGGCGACUUGGCCGAGGAUGAGAGGCAAAUACAUAAACAGAAAGAGAAAGGAAAAUCAGUGGAUCACCUCUCUGAUGAGUCGAAGAGCUUGAAGGCGAAUAACAAAAGAAAAUCAGAUCUAGAGAGUUCUAUGCUGGCCAAAAAAAUGAAGAUUGAAAGUUUUCUGUUUCCUGAUGAAUCCGAACAUGGAAAUGGACGUCCUACCUCGAGUAGUGGUGUCCCUGUCACGUCAGCAGAUAUAAAGCCCAAGCCUCGAGUCUCCUCCAAAAUGCCAAAAGAGGAAGGAGGAGCUUCAGACACUGGAAAUAGCAAUAGCACAGGGGGGAUUAAAAAGAGGAAACUGAGAGAAAGCCAUGGUUCUAGGAUUUACAGUGAGAACGAAAAUCAUGAACGAAAGAAAGCUCGAGUUCGUAAAGAAGAGAAGGAGCCUAGUUAUUCUCAAGGCAAUGGGAAGUUGGAAAAGAAAAAUAGAAGUCAUUCGAAAAGAGAGUAUGCACAUGUUCAGAACUCAAUCGCGGCCACUUCGAGUUCUUCUAAGAUUUCUGAUUCUCAUAAACCCAGAAACAGCUCCCACGAAGCUAAAUGUUCGCCUGUUGAGUCGGUGUCUUCCUCACCUAUGAGGCUUUCCAACAUGGAGAAAAGUACAUCUGCGAGAAAAAAGAAAGAAGAAUCUUAUGAUGCUAAUGUCUUUGCAGCAGGUAGUUUGAGAAAAUUCUCAGAUGGUGAAGGUGAAGAUGUUGGUGGGAGUGAUAGAUCGCAGUCGCGGAUGAAGGACAAACAUGGAUCCCAUGAGUCUUCUGUGCUUGAUAUUUGGGAUAAUAAAGGAUCUUUGAAAGCCAAAGAGCGCGCUGAUCCUUCUCUCGAUGCCAGUUUUGAGAAUGGUGGCCACAAGGAUUUACCGCGGAAACUGGAUCAUAUUCUCGGUGAAGGAAAACAGUCCAGCGAUCAUCAUCAACGUAGCAAUGAUUCCCUGGCAAAGAAGUCAGGAAAAGCUUCAUCUUCUCGGUCCAAAGAAAAGAGCCAAAGCAUUAGGUCUGAUUCACGGGAUGGCCCGAGACAUAUUGAAAAGAAGAUAUACGAUGGUAGUCCUGACAGUAGAGCGGAUAUGAUCGCGAGACCAAACAUUCCAAAACCUUACGACUCCGAAAGAAUAUCAGAGAGGAGUAAUAGAGCAGAUUUAGCUUCUCCAUCACGGCCACCAUCUAGAGGUAUCCAAGGGGAUUCUUCUAUGCUUUCUGUCCGUAAGAAAGUCGAUAAAUGCAGCACAUCAGCUGGAAAUAAUAAUAUUCAUGCUGAUGAUGUGACAAAGGCAACCGCCCAAAUAAGAAGGAAAAGCGAGCCUUCUCCAAGCCCCUUGCGAAAGGAAGUAACAUCUGCACAGGCCGCCCAUAAUACUUUAAAAGAAGCUAAAGACUUGAAACAUACAGCUGACCGCCUCAAGAGUUCUGUAUCAAACCUCGAGCACAUUGAGCUCUACUUCCAGGCUUGCCUUAAGUUUCUUCAUGGUGCUUUUCUCUUGGAGAUGAGUAGCAACGAGAGUGCUAGACAAGGAGAAACAAUGGUCCAAUCUAUGAAGAUUUAUAGUAGCACAGCGAAUCUUUGCGGAUUUUGUGCCCAUGAGUAUGAGAAGUCUAAAGAUAUGGGAGCUGCUGCCCUGGCAUACAAAUGCAUGGAGGUCGCGUAUAUGAGAGUGGUUAAUUCCUCCUACACCAGUGCUAAUAGAUAUCGAAAUGAAUUGCAGACUUCUCUGCAAAUGAUUCCGCCAGGUGAAUCUCCUUCUUCAUCUGCCUCGGAUGUUGAUAACGUGAACCACCCAGCAGCAGUAGACAGAGUUGGUACCUCAAGGGGCAUCAGUUCUCCUUUAGUUGCUGGGAACCACGUCAUUUCUGCGCAAAACCGUUCUAAUCUUUUACGCCUGCUUCAAUUUGCUCAGGACGUAAAUCUGUCAAUGGAUGCCUCGAGGAAAUCACGUGUGGCAUUAGCAGCUUGUAUUGAAAACUUGGGGGAGGCCCAACAACAAGGAGAGGGUAUUAUAUCUAUUAAAAGCGCCCUUGAUUAUAACUUCCAAGACAUUGAGGGAUUGCUACGUUUAGUGAAGCUUGCAAUGAAGGCCAAUAACCGGUGAAAGACAAAAAAAAAUGAAGCAACUUAUUUGCAAAAACUGAGAAGAGGCAAAGUUCUGAUAGUGAAGAGAUCACUGUUGCCUUGCUGCUCUGGGUCCAUUUCCAUUCACAAACGGCAUUUCAGGAUUUUGUUUGGAUCCGGUAAGCAUUUGUACAAACCAAGAGGAGUUCAGUUGACAGAGUCCGCUGUGAAGAGGUUUCUGGUAGACCAAGGAAGGAACUUGGCAUUUGCGAUUUUCAGUUGCUUCUCUUAUUCUACCAAAGGAACAAUUCACAAUGGCAACAUCAUAACAAGCUACUUUCCCAACUAAUUAUCCAAGAACUAUGUAUGGAUUAUACAGAGCAACCAAGAUGUAACUUCUGGUACUGGAUUUUCUAUUUCUCGAUCCCAUGACAGUGAAAGAUAGUUCCCCCAGUAUCAGAUUCUAAACUGUUCUCAUUCAAAAUAAGCCAUUUAGGGUAUUACAAAGAAAAGUUAUAAUAAGAUUACAAGAUCUGGAGUUAUAGUAGCUUUUCCUGUAGUUGUGAUAGGCUUUCUAAGUUUUAGGAGUGUUGUCUUUUUUUGUAGAUAAGAAAGUAUAAGUUACAAAUAGAGUUUUGCCGUCUUGCUCUGCCGGAGGAGCUUUCUAAGUUACUGGUAACUUCCCCAUCUGAUUUUCAGGUGCAGUUCUCUGCAAAGUUCUGAAACAGGCUUUGGCUCUUGUAGCUAAAACAAUGUUUGUUUUUGACUGGAGAUUCUCGACUGAGUGUAUAUGUAUGUAUGCCCCCUCCGAUUUCAAUGGCCUUAUUGUAUAAACUGUAACAUUGUCCAUCAAAAAUGAUGGAUAUUAUCUUAAUACAAAAAACAUAUAUGAGUGAGAGAAUUUUA
Messenger RNA from Arabidopsis lyrata subsp. lyrata, 5491 nucleotides. RefSeq lists its product as uncharacterized. Gene Ontology annotation, molecular function: zinc ion binding. The record is from RefSeq and is a predicted model, not a curated record. The coding region runs from base 402 to 4625 and encodes 1407 amino acids. Lineage: Eukaryota; Viridiplantae; Streptophyta; Magnoliopsida; Brassicales; Brassicaceae. The transcript is spliced from 12 exons.